AUGCCGGUCGCGCUUCCAGAAAUCUUUAGCCAGAUCCCCCGGUAUCCGAUCCUCUACCCGCAUCCAUCUCCCAUUCAUUACCUACCGGCUAUUUCGAAGCUCAGAGGCAGGAACUUCUAUUUCAAACGCGACGACCAAGCCUCUCCACUCGCAUGUUCAGGCAAUAAAUACCGCAAACUGGAAUACAUCGUUCCAGACAUUCUUUCAGAUGAUCCCAAAUAUUUUCGCCACGAAAAGCAUCCAGAGAGCAUUCAACGCAACGACCGCCGAAUGUCCAUGCUCGUCACCGAGGGAGCCGUGCAGAGCAACCACAUGGUCCAAGUUGCUGCAUUGGCUUGUAAGCUAAACAUGAAAUCGUACCUCCUCGCAGGUCAGGGUGUAGGAGGGGGCCUCACAACAAGCCGUAACCCCGUGGCGUUCGCCCGCCUCGGAAACUCCCAUAUCAACCGGAUGUUCACCCACGGCAUCCGAGGAUUGGAUCCAGGCCAUCCACUCGUCGAUGAUGCAGAGCCCAUGCUCGAAGAGUUACGCUUUCGAGGUGAAAGGCCCUACUGGAUUCCUGGCGGGGCAAGUCUUCAUCCACUCGGUGGACUAGGUUACGCGCGGGCGGCAUUUGAAAUCGUCGAACAGGAGGCUGAGAUGGAGCUCGGUGGAUCGGGUCGAUUCGACAUCAUUGUUGUUGCGUGUGGGAGCGGCAGCACGGUCGCCGGACUGAUUGCCGGAUUCAAGCUGCAAGAGAAGUUGCGUAAUGAGAAGGAUGAACAGGAUCGGAAGGAGAAGGGUGCAAUCAAAGAUGAACGUCGCCGACCUCCUCAACGAAAGGUUGUUGGCGUGCUUGUCUCGCCUACCAACCCGCGCUCGUAUCAUGAAGAACGGGUGCUUCGAUUUGCGCGGCAGGCCGGUGGCCUCAUUGGGCUUGAUCCAGAGCAGGAUAUCACGAUGGAGGACGUGCACCUUGAUGAUAAGUUUGUUGGCCCGGGGUAUGGUAUCUACGACGAGGACACAAAGUGGACCGUUGAGCAUUUCGCAGCGGUGGAGGCUAUUCUUCUUGACCCGGUGUACACUGGAAAGGCUGCCAGGGGUAUGAUCGAGGCUGACUACCAGUGGGAAUACCUGGGGAAAUCUGUAUGCGUGCAGCAAGAUCCCAACAUUCUGUUUAUCCAUACUGGAGGACAGAAUACGCUCAGUGCGUACACAAACGGAACUGUGAGUCAGUCCCCAUUUUGUCAGUGCGCUUCUGCGCCGGACUUGAACUCGCCGGAUCUCUACGACAAGUACAUGUGA
Molecule: messenger RNA, 1284 nt
Organism: Penicillium argentinense
Lineage: Eukaryota; Fungi; Ascomycota; Eurotiomycetes; Eurotiales; Aspergillaceae
Product: 1-aminocyclopropane-1-carboxylate deaminase/D-cysteine desulfhydrase
Exons: 1
Coding region: 1-1284 (427 amino acids)
Molecular function (GO): D-cysteine desulfhydrase activity
Source: RefSeq, a predicted model, not a curated record